This is a messenger RNA of Pungitius pungitius (ninespine stickleback), 4073 nucleotides long. It is a transcript of the gene xpo7, whose product is annotated as exportin 7. Gene Ontology annotation, biological process: protein export from nucleus. The transcript is spliced from 27 exons. NCBI's taxonomy places the organism in Eukaryota, Metazoa, Chordata, Actinopteri, Perciformes, Gasterosteidae. Gene Ontology annotation, cellular component: nuclear pore; cytoplasm. The coding region runs from base 79 to 3429 and encodes 1116 amino acids. Gene Ontology annotation, molecular function: nuclear export signal receptor activity; small GTPase binding. The record is from RefSeq and is a predicted model, not a curated record.
GUGGGCUGCAGUACCGCCAAGCCACCGAAGGGGGCGCUGUUGUCUCGACAUACCCAUAAGCGGGGGAGUGAGAGGUGCAUGAAAUGGAGAAAAAUGGCGGAUCAUGUGCAGGGCCUGGCCCAGCUGGAGAUCCUGUGCAAGCAGCUGUAUGAGACCACCGACACCACCGUCCGCCACCAGGCCGAGAAAGCUCUGGUGGAGUUCACCAACAGCCCCGACUGCCUCAGCAAGUGUCAGCUGCUGCUGGAGAGAGGCAGCUCGUCGUAUUCUCAGCUGCUGGCGGCCACCUGUUUGUCUAAGCUGGUGUCUCGUACCAGCAACCCUCUGCCCCUCGAGCAACGCAUCGACAUCCGGAACUAUGUUCUGAACUAUCUGGCCACGAGGCCCAAGCUGGCAGCCUUUGUGACGCAGGCUCUGAUCCAGCUCUACGCCCGGAUCACCAAGCUGGGCUGGUUCGACUGCCAGAAGGACGACUACGUCUUCAGGAACGUCAUCGCCGACGUCACGCGCUUCCUGCAGGACAGUGUGGAACAUUGCAUCAUAGGCGUCACCAUUCUGUCCCAGCUGACCAAUGAGAUCAAUCAGGUAAGUGUGUGUGUCGCUGUGUGUGUGUGUGUGUGUGUGUGUGUGUCAGGUGUUACACGCUGUGUUUGUCUUCAGGCCGACACGACGCAUCCUCUGACCAAACACAGGAAGAUCGCUUCUUCAUUCAGAGAUUCUUCACUUUUCGACAUUUUCACUCUUUCCUGCAACCUCCUCAAGCAGGCGUCGGGGAAGAACCUGAACCUUAACGAUGAGUCGCAGCAUGGCCUCCUGAUGCAGCUUCUCAAACUGAGCUACAACUGCCUCAACUACGACUUCAUAGGAACCUCCACAGACGAGUCAUCGGACGACCUCUGCACCGUCCAGAUCCCCACCUCCUGGAGAUCAGCGUUUCUCGAUUCCUCCACUCUGCAGCUCUUUUUCAACUUGUAUCAUUCCAUCCCUCCGUCCCUGUCCCCGCUGGUGCUGUCGUGUUUAGUCCAGAUCGCCUCGGUCCGAAGGUCCCUUUUCAACAACGCAGAGCGAGCCAAGUUCCUGUCCCACCUGGUGGACGGCGUGAAGAGGAUUCUAGCCAACCCUCAGUGUUUGCCGGAUCCCAACAACUACCACGAGUUCUGCCGCCUGCUGGCGAGGCUGAAGAGCAACUACCAGCUGGGGGAGCUGGUGAAGGUGGAGAACUACCCCGAGGUCAUCCGCCUCAUCGCCAACUUCACCGUCACCAGCCUGCAGCACUGGGAGUUUGCCCCCAACAGUGUCCACUACCUGCUGAGUCUGUGGCAGCGCCUGGCGGCGUCGGUCCCGUACGUCAAAGCCACCGAGCCCCACCUGCUGGAGACCUACACCCCCGAGGUCACCAAGGCCUACAUCACCUCCCGGCUGGAGUCGGUCCACGUCAUCCUCAGAGACGGACUGGAAGACCCUCUGGACGACGCUGGCCUGGUCCAGCAGCAGCUGGAUCAGCUGUCCACCAUCGGCAGGUGUGAGUACGAGAAAACCUGCGCUCUGCUGGUGCAGCUGUUCGACCAGGCGGCUCAGACCUACCAGGAGCUGCUGCAGUCCACCAACUCCAGCCCCGCAGACGUCACCGUGCAGGAGGGGCGCUUGACGUGGCUGGUUUACAUCAUCGGGGCGGUCAUCGGUGGACGGGUGUCGUUUGCCAGCACAGAUGAGCAGGACGCCAUGGACGGAGAGUUAGUCUGUCGGGUGCUCCAGCUGAUGAACCUCACUGACAGCCGGCUCGCUCAGGCCGGCAACGAGAGGCUGGAGCUCGCCAUGCUCAGCUUCUUUGAGCAGUUCAGGAAGAUCUACAUAGGAGACCAGGUGCAGAAAUCAUCAAAGCUUUACCGACGACUAUCAGAAGUUCUGGGCUUGAAUGACGAGACGAUGGUCCUCAGUGUCUUCAUCGGGAAAAUCAUCACUAACUUGAAGUACUGGGGCCAGUGUGAACCAAUCACCUCCAAGACCCUGCAGCUACUGAACGACCUGUCGUUGGGGUACAGCAGCGUGAGGAAGCUGGUGAAGCUCAGCGCGGUGCAGUUCAUGUUGAACAACCACACGAGCGAACACUUCUCCUUCCUCGGGGUGAACAACCAAUCAAACCUCAGCGACAUGCGGUGUCGGACCACCUUCUACACCGCGCUGGGGCGCCUGCUGAUGGUGGACCUGGGAGAAGACGAGGACCAGUUUGAGCAGUUCAUGCUCCCUCUGACGGCUGCGUUUGAAACGGUGGCCCAGAUGUUGAGCACCAACACCUUCAACGAGCAGGAGGCCAAGAGAACCCUCGUGGGAUUGGUCAGAGACCUGCGAGGAAUCGCCUUCGCCUUCAACGCCAAGACCAGUUUCAUGAUGCUGUUCGACUGGAUGUAUCCGGCCUACAUGCCCAUCCUGCAGAGAGCCAUCGAGCUCUGGUACCACGACCCAGCAUGCACCACUCCAGUCCUCAAGCUCAUGGCCGAGCUGGUCCACAAUAGGUCACAGAGGCUUCAGUUCGACGUGUCGUCGCCCAACGGCAUCCUUUUGUUCAGAGAAACCAGCAAGAUGAUCACGACCUACGGGAACCGCAUCCUGACCCUGGGGGAGGUCCCUAAGGACCAGGUGUACGGCGUGAAGCUGAAGGGGGUCAGCGUGUGCUUCGCCAUGCUGAAGGCGGUGCUCAGCGGGAACUACGUCAACUUCGGGGUGUUCCGUCUCUACGGCGACGACGCCCUGGACAACGCGUUGCAGACGUUCAUCAAGCUGCUGCUGUCCAUCCCCCACAGCGACCUGCUGGACUACCCCAAGCUCAGCCAGUCCUUCUACUCUCUGCUGGAGGUCCUGACCCAGGACCACAUGAACUUCAUCGCCAGCCUGGAGCCGCACGUCGUCAUGUACAUCCUGUCCUCCAUCUCCGAGGGGCUCACUGCACUCGAUACCAUGGUGUGCACGGGGUGCUGCUCCAGUCUGGACCACAUCGUCACCUACCUGUUCAAGCAGCUGUCCCGCUCCACCAAGAAGAGGCGCACGCCCAUGGCCACGGACGACCGCUUCCUGAACAUCAUGCAGCAGCACCCGGAGAUGAUCCAGCAGAUGCUGUCCACAGUGCUGAACAUCAUCAUCUUUGAGGACUGUAGGAACCAGUGGUCCAUGUCCCGCCCCCUGCUGGGCCUCAUCCUGCUCAACGAGAAGUACUUUGCUGACCUGAGGAACAGCAUAGUGAACAGUCAGCCUCCAGAGAAGCAGCAGGCGAUGCAUCUAUGUUUUGAGAACCUGAUGGAGGGAAUCGAACGGAAUCUACUCACCAAGAACCGGGACAGGUUCACUCAGAACCUGUCUGUCUUCAGGAGGGAGGUGAAUGACAGCAUGAAGAACUCAACGUACGGCGUCAACAGCAACGACAUGAUGAGCUGACAUUCCACAGAGAGGAGUCUUACCGCUGCAGACAGGGCCCCCCCCACCCCCUCUGCAUCAGAACCCCCCCUCCCCCGGGCCCGGAUGCCUGGGGGGGUCACGUCGUACGGAAUCGUUGGUUGACUCCGCCUCCUUUUUGAUAAAAGCAGAUAUAAAUACAUAUAGAUCUAUUUUAAAGCGAUGGUCGACUCGUCUGGCGGUUCAAUCGGGGGCGGGGGGGGGGCGGCGAACGCCUGCAACGUAGUAAUCCGCUUCUGCCUGCCUUGUAUAGAACACAGAAAACCACGUGUACAUUUCUUUUGGUAACAUUUUGAACAAUGUUUAUAACAAUUUCAACACAAAGAGUCGAAGAAAAAGUUACAAAAAAACUACCCGGUGUGAUUGAGCUUUUUACAGUGUAGUGAGUUGGUCUGCGUGGGGGGGGGGGGGCACUUAGAUGAAGAAGAGGUACACACUAACAAAGGGAGCGUCCAUGUUGUACAUUUAUCUCCAGUCUGAAGUGAUGUAAAUAUCAGCCAAGUGUCUUCAGACCUCCGGUUCUUCUUCUGUGGUUUUUCGCUGUGACACUAAACUGAAAGUCUUUGUCUUCAAAGACAAAACCUGCUUUUUAAUAUUUCCUCACAUUAAAAAAGAUCUACAAUUAA